Molecule: messenger RNA, 3438 nt
Organism: Lecanosticta acicola
Lineage: Eukaryota; Fungi; Ascomycota; Dothideomycetes; Mycosphaerellales; Mycosphaerellaceae
Source: the annotation of a GenBank genome assembly
AUGGCUUACCAUCUUUCCAUCGACUCCAUGGCCAGGUCUGCCUUUCAAGACGACUCGGACUCGAGACUCACCAACCAAUUCAGGCGCAGCAUUUCCAUCUUCAGCCGGAAAGGAACCUCUUCCCCCGAAUCCACGGCCCCUUCCAUCCCUCAGGCGCCCCUCCCCGCGGCAAGGACCAGCAACGAGAAGCAGAAGGGUUGGCUGGAGAAGACGAGGAGCGUCUGCGCGCCCCCCAAGUCGAGGUCCGGCAGCGUAAGCUCCCCCAAAGAGUCCAGCUCCUCGUCUUCGAAAGACGAAACCCCAGAGUCAGCCAGUGACACCAAAAGCAAGCUGUCCAAGAGAGCCAUCUCUUGGUCCGCUGGUGACCUUGCCGAAAUGUCGAGAACGAGCAGUCGCAGGUCUCCGAAGAAGAUCAGCCUGAGGUCACCCAAAGGAACCAUCCUCAACGCCGUGCCGCCGGCCAGGACAAUUCAGAUGAGUCCUCUUGAGGAGGAAAUGGCUACCAGCCCAAACGACGAGAUCCUCUGUGCCAUCAGCGAGCAUCCGCCUACGUUGAAAGCUCUCAGCUUCCACUCAGAGCUCAGCCUACCUUCACUGCAAGACAUCGAAUCCUGUGGCACUACCUCACUAUCUCAGCAGGCUAGAUCGAGGAAGCGGAAGGACAUGGACAACCGUGUGGGCGUUUGGGUAGAUGGCAUCGUGCAUUGGGAUGAGGAUGUCAUGGACAGCCACAAGCAGGUGGUAGAGGUGGAAGAAGAGAUUGGAUUCACUCCAUUCCGUCCAGCCGAGAAGCCUCAUCUGUCCGUCAUCAUCCCCGGGGACGCUUCGGAAAAGAUCCCAGCCAUCUGGCAACCGCAGCCUCGUCGGCUUGCUGCUUUGGCAAAUCCGUCGUCCAAAUUCUCCCGACCGCAAGGCAUGGUACCGGAGAAGGCACGGAAGACCCUGGGUCUGGCCAUGGAUGUUGGCUGUCCGGUUUCUCCUCCAUCUCGGCCGAACAAACCAUCCAGCAACGCUGGGGAGAAUUUCCUAGAGUCCCGUUCCACGAGCUCUAACAGUUCCGCUCGGAACGAGUCCUCGACUGGGCACAGCCGUCGCAGCUCAGCCACUAGUAUGGAGCGGUCGAGUACCCCUUCGUCGCUCGACAGCAAGCCGCUCCCACCAAUACCGGCAGCUGAAGCAGAACCUGAAAAGCAUUCGGAUGCGGUAGAGCUGCCAUCAAAGCCCAAGCCCCAUCGUGCGGGCAUCUUGCUUCGUGCAAGCCCGAAUCCGGAUGGAUUAUCAUACAAACUGUUCCGACCAACGCGUUCGGUAAAUGAGCUCGAUGACUGCGACAGGAACUUCUUGCGUGCUUCUCCGUACAACCAAGGCGUACCCAGUCCCACGUUGAGUCAAGCGGAGCAAGACUUGCGGUAUCAGCUGGCUGCUCUCUCCCCCAAAUGCAAGCGCAGAAGUGGUAGCAAGGAUCAAACGGACUCUUCAGGAAUCAUCAGACGAAAGAGUAGUGUCCGGGAGAUCAUGCAGCCUCCGGUUUGUGCACCCGUAAUCCCCAAACGCUCUAGAAAGAGAGAGUGGUGUGCUCCGAAACAGACGAGCAACUCUGAGUACAUCCCCGCUCCUCACCUUCCUGCAAGGCGACGAUCAGAUGCUGAGCUCAAGGCUGCUGCACCCCUGUCCGAUAUCACCCCAGUCCGCAAAGCCGCUAGUAUCCAUCGCUGCGGCGGAUCAACAGACUCAUCCCCCACAAAAUCAUCGAGUAAACCGGGGUUGCCGCACAUUGCCCAACUACAGCAGUCUGAAGCUCUCAGAUCACCCGUUCCAAGCAUCACUGCCAAUGCUCAUCCUGGAGAGGUUCCUGAACGCGCAGACGAAGUGCAUCCAGAGAAUAUGUCCGAGCAUGCUACCGACGAAAUCUCAGACCAGCCUGAGACGAUCCUCGAAGCAGACGAGAGCACUGAAACUGAACUGGCCGUUCCCACGAGGUCGGCGGAGAAUGUAUUGCUCCAAAUUCUGUCUUCUCUUACCACCCCCGAGGACCUCUUCAAUACUGCCAUCAUCAACAAGGGCAUGUACCGAGUCUACAAGGAGAACGAAAUGUACCUACUCCGGACCAUAGCCUCCAAUCAAUCUCCCCCGGCUUAUGAAUUCCGAGAGUGGAGUCCUCCGGCGGGAAGGAACGACGCCAGUUCGACAAAGCCGCCUUCACAACAAGAACAUACGCCUACCUCGUACAUGCGGAGCUAUCGCCGGGGCGUGGUGGUCAUUGCACGGCUGAAGAAGCUGAUCCUCGAGCAUUGUCAGACGUUCAUACGCAAAGAAACGGCAGCCGGACUUGCCGACCCUUCGCACGCAAGCGCGCAACGCUUCGACGACGCCUUCUGGAGAAUCUGGUGCUUCUGCAAGAUCUUCGGCUGCAACAAGGGCCGCGAGGAUGACAUUACGGGGCAGCUGGACUGGCUGAAGGGCGGUCUCUUGGCCAACAACCAGGGCACCUCCGCAACAGUCAACACCAACCUCGAUUUUGACAUGAGCAGCGUGCUUCUCAACGCACCCGAUUUCUUUGCCGCGGCGAACGAGGGUGGUCUGUCGGCGGCACAGCUCUUUGACAUGACCGAACUUUGGACCUGCAUGACCGUCCUGUUGCAAGGAUACCAUGAGCGUGCGGAUCAAGCACGUCAAUAUGGCGUCUUUGCCAAGUGCAACAUCGAGGAGGGGGACGCGGAGAGAGAAGGAGAGGCUCUCGAAGAGUGGACCGCUUACCUACUCACUCUUGGUCCACACGUCGUCCUCGCCAUGGCUCAGCACAUGGGCCCCGAGGAUGAAGAAGGCUUCGCCAUGGCCAAGAAAUUCGGCUGGACACAGUGGACACCACCCUUGUACAGCUCCAGCCGUACCAACUUCCUCAAGGAACCCGUGGCCAAGUCGUACGAGGCGCAAGUCGCCUCCGCCACGCUGCGCUAUCAGGACCCUCAUGAGCUGCAGAUGAAAGAGCGCAGUCGGCAACGCGUCGCCACCUUGGCCGCCGAGAUCCGACUGCGUCGCCAGAGCAGCGAGUACAAGCGCUUGCCGCUGAUCGGCAUGGACUGCGAACGCGCCAUGAGUAUCGUCUCCCGCCGCGACAGCGCCUAUAGCAGUCGCUCUGCCCGGAGUAGCUCCUCCCGCUCGACCAGCAGCCGCUACUCGACGGCUACCCCCAUGACCGCGCCCUCGCUCUGGGGCUCUCCCGGCAAGUUCAGCACCAUUGUCGAGGCGCGCUGGGAGGGCCACCCCACGAUGAGGCAUUUCGGCGCGGGCGUCGCGGACACGAGCGGCCAGGCGGUCAAGCGGAUCGUGUCCAUGGGCUUCACACCGGGAGAAGCCAAGGAAGCCUUGCGAGUGACGGACCUCGGGGAUGGACUACGCCUGGAUCGCGCGGUCGAGUGGCUCCUCCGACAAUGUUGA